Molecule: messenger RNA, 1320 nt
Organism: Aspergillus versicolor CBS 583.65
Lineage: Eukaryota; Fungi; Ascomycota; Eurotiomycetes; Eurotiales; Aspergillaceae
Product: TVP15 family protein
Exons: 5
Coding region: 1-1320 (439 amino acids)
Biological process (GO): vesicle-mediated transport
Cellular component (GO): Golgi membrane
Source: RefSeq, a predicted model, not a curated record
AUGAAAUACAAAGCUCCCGAGGUGGAAGAAGAGUACGAGGAAGACGACGUAACAAACACGUCAAAGCGCAAGAGAGUCCACGAGGAAACGCCCGUGGUUCAGGAAGAGAGUGCAGACGAGGCUGAAUUGCAGCCACCGAGUAAGGCUGCCAGGGCUGGUGGAGAUCUUGAUGAAGAGGAAGAUGACGACGACGGAGAGUCUGGUGAAGGCGAUCCUGACCAGGAGGAGCUUGAUGAGGAAGAUUUUGAUGAGGAGUUGAGCGAUCUAGAUGAGGAGGAGAGUGAAGAAAGAGAGGCUGAACAAGAAAAGGGUACGAACCAGGAGAAGUCGCGACAGUCUACGAGUGGUGAAAAGCUGAAGAAGACCAUUGAGAAAUAUGGUCAUGGUCCGCUUGAGGGAACAGCGAUUGAAGAGAAAGCGCUUACGGGAUCGCCUGAUACCAUUCUAGCUAUGCUCAUUGACGCAAUGCUGAAGUCGAAGCCGUUGUCCCAUGAACUCACGGACCGUACACUGCGUAAACUUGUUGAUGUUGGAUACCACGAUAUCCAGAAGCUGGGGGAUGCUAGCUGGGAGGAGAGAGCUAUGGUCCUGAAGGAUGGGGGAUACAAUCGAUACAGAGAACAGGGUUCAACAAACCUGGGGAAACUGGUCGAGCUCGUUAACGAUAAAUAUGAUGGGGAUCUGAACAAUGUCAUAAAGUCCGCAGAGUACGAUCCUCAGAGAACGAAGCAGCUCGUAAAGGAAGUCCACGGUCUGGGAGACCUAGGCGUGGAGCUUUUCUUCAACAACGUGCAAAGCGUUUGGCCGUCUAUCGCUCCAUUUAUUGAUUCCCGGAGUCUACAAACUGCGGAGGACGCUGGACUGGGGACCGACCUGGAUUCCAUUUAUGCAGACUUGGAGGGAGACUCAAUCAGGAUGUGCAAGUUGGCAAAUGCCUUUCGCUUUGCUAACAUCGCCGUCGGCGCCAUCAUGGUUCUUGGUGGUAUCGCCCAGUUCUUCCCGAUAAGCAUGGGCAAUAUCAUCACCGGUGUCUAUGUGAUUCUGUUUGGUCUCAUCGUUGCUGGGUUGGAGUUCUUGCCCAACGUCCCCGACUAUAUCUACCGCUAUGCGUCCUUCCUGUUCUCCUUCGUCGGCCGUGGUGUUUUCUAUAUCUUUGUCGGGUGUCUCAUUCUUCACGGCCACGUCCUGCAAUACAUUGCUGCUUCGAUUGUCGGCAUCCUUGGUAUCGGUUACGUCGUCUUGGAAUUCGUCCCGUCUAUCGAACCCCCGUCCAAUAUGCGUGAGGCCGACCAGGGCUGGGGCGCUGAGCAGGUUGUCUAA